UUGUGUCUCGCGGAGGCCAGCACGCAGGAGUGGUUUGGAAAGUGGGGCCGUGUUGGUGAGCACUGUUCGCUGAGCACUGCGUAGCGACCCAAGGACUACCAAGUCAAGAGCCAAACACCGAAACAACACGGAUGAGAAAACGGAGACCAAAGUAAUCAUCAUCAUGAUCAUCAUCAUCAUCAUCAUCAUCAUGGCCCUGUCUGGAACACCUCUCAUAUGUCACACCCACGGCCCAAGGGGCAGAUGUUCUAGUCUCCUAUUUUAGAUGUGGGGCUAGUAAGUCUCGGGGGGCUAGGUAAGCGGCCCAGAGUCCCACAGAUUAGGUAAACUGGCUUCAGGUGGUGGUCCUUCUGAUGUCAGGGACUUGGAUCUUCAUCGUCACACACGGACACCGGGAAUAAGCUCCCUGACUUGCUGGAGUCACAAAGGAGUGGUUUUGCUCAGAAGCCCUGCCUUGCCCCAUCACUGUACCAAGACUCACACCUCCUCCUAACACAAAACCCAGUGUCACCUUCCGCUGAGAGCCAGGCCGGAGACGGAUGCUGAGAACCGGAAGGGUGUGUGAGGACUCCUUUGGCUCCACCCUCGCUUCUAACUGUUGCGGGUACCAGGUGCCCAGUCCCGAGGACCCAUGACAAUGGAGGCUCUCCCCAAGGCCCUGGAGGUCGAUGAGAAGUCUCCAGAAUUCAAAGACCUGCUGCCCAGCCAGACGGCCAGUUCCCUGUGCAUCAGCUCCAGAAGCGAGUCCGUCUGGACCGCCACGCCCCGGAGUAAAUGGGAAAUCUACCGCAAACCCAUCGUUAUCAUGUCGGUGGGAGGCGCCAUUCUCCUCUUCGGCGUGGUCAUCACCUGCUUGGCCUACACCCUGAAACUGGGUGAGAACAGCCUUAAGGUCCUUAAAAUGAUAGGGCCUGCCUUCCUGUCCCUGGGACUCAUGAUGCUGGUGUGCGGCCUGGUGUGGGUGCCCAUCAUCAAAAAGAAACAGAAGCAGAAAAAGAAGUCAGUUUUCUUCCAGACUCUCAAGUCCUUCUUCCUGAAUCGCUGAUGGUGGCCUCACCUUCUGUUCUCCCCGUCACCCUGCUGCCUCGACCAGGAGGAGACCUGACAACACCCAACAUCCCCAUCUUCUUGGUGGUGGUGGUGGUGGUGGAGGGGGUUUAGCCAUAAGAGAGCUGGGCAAAGCCUCUUCCUGGCCCUGUGGGAGGGAGCUCAGGGCUCCACAGCAGCUGGGGAACGCUGCUGGCUGGAUCUCAUUUCGUCUUUCUGACAUUGCUAUGCAUCCCUCAAUGCUGGCCAUAGCCAUCCCCUUCCAUGGCUCAUUCCCCACUCCUGCAUCCAGGUGCCACUCAUCGAACUCUCUCUGCCAAGCGCUAUGCAUGCUGGAGAAUUCCUUGGGCGAGGCUGUGCCCCAAGGAGAGCCUCAUGUUUAUACACAUCAGAGUGCCCGAGCUGGGCUCCCCGUUUUCAUCCUUCUAGAACCCAAACUGACCCAUGGAGGCCCUUCACAGAAGAUGGGGAAGACUGACUUCUGGCUCACUGGGUUCGCCAGCCCCGGCUCACUCUCUGGGCCAGAUACUGAUUUGCAGCUCAAGUGACAAGACAAGUCACAAGAGUGAAAACAUUCCAAAGAGUGAACAGUGGAGGGUGUCCGGGGAGAAACGCUUUCCAAGAAGGUGCAUUCCGCCCUGGAGAAGGCUCUGGGAGUCAGCCAGCUCAGGAAGUAUAACUCCCAGCUACACAGUAUUUACGCCAGAGGCCAUGGGGGUGGGCUGGGGGUGCCACUGUUUGACCUUCUAACGCCUUCUCGUUGACUGUUCUCCCCUCUGAACUUGACAAUUAGCCAUGGACAAGUGCAUGUUGCCCUAACUUCCUCCUUCCCCCUACCUGCGCCUCUACCCCCAAUUCUAGAACAGCAAGACGGAGACCUGCAGAGGGAUUCUGUAAGAUUGUUCUUUCCCUCACCUCCAUGGAGAACCAAAACCAAGAUCGCACUCCACGGUUUGAAUGGUCUGUGGGUUUCCAGUGAUGGGAUUUGUUUUAGAAAAUCCUAUCUGCUUUCCCUCUCCCUACCCGCCAAACAAGCAAACGUUUAUUGGGUGCCCGACUAUGGGCCAGGCCCUGGGAUGGGGACAGGCCAGACAAGGUCUGUGCUCUCAUCUUCUUUCCAAAGCGAGAGAUACAGCCAGGCCAAGGGGCCAUUGGACCACCUGUGCUGAGCACUCUAUGGGGGAAAUGCGGCAGGUGUAGGAACACAGAGGGGGAAUCUCACCCAGACUGCAGAGGGGACGGAGGGAUUGCCAGGCCUGUGUCCUCCGAACGGAGAACAAAAGGAAAGAUAGGAGCUAGCCAAGGGGGUAGGGGUGGAAGGCAUUUUGGGCAGCAGGAAGUAGAAGUUGGGUGGCAGAAGUGGGGCCGUAACACAAUUAGGAAACUGCACAGCGCCUUGCCCUCUCUUUCCUGCUUCCCACCUGCCAGAGUGCCACCUCUCCGGGGGCCACACCGAGGUCAUGGACUGGAAGGGAGUUUCCAGGGGACCCACCAAGCAGAGAGCACCCAUGCGGCAAGUGUUCCCAGAACCUGGGGCUUCUGGUAGCAACCAGAGGCUCUUGGGUGACAGACCCGGAGGCUGCCCCAGGCCAGGCCAGAGGCCCAGUGGAGCGCAUUUGAUAAUAAGGUGUGAAGGAAGGGCAUCCUGCACUAGAAUCACCGUUGGCUUGAGCUGCCUCCCUUCCCUGAGGCUUCUGGGCCCGCCUCCCCUGUCACCAUGGCAACCUCUCUCUCUCUCUCUCUCUCUCUCUCUCUCUC
This is a messenger RNA of Callorhinus ursinus (northern fur seal), 2805 nucleotides long. RefSeq names its product phosphoinositide interacting regulator of transient receptor potential channels (gene PIRT). Gene Ontology annotation, molecular function: phosphatidylinositol bisphosphate binding; transmembrane transporter binding. NCBI's taxonomy places the organism in Eukaryota, Metazoa, Chordata, Mammalia, Carnivora, Otariidae. Gene Ontology annotation, cellular component: plasma membrane. The record is from RefSeq and is a predicted model, not a curated record. Gene Ontology annotation, biological process: positive regulation of cation channel activity.